ACAGUGAGGGCAUUAGGACCAGGAGUGAGGCGCACGCCUGCGGCGUCUGGCAGAGCUCCUCGGUCCCGCUGAGCAGGGAGCUAUGUGUGAAAGGAAAUUAGGCUGCUGCCGGCUUCACAUCUGUUGAGCUGACCCGACUCGCAGGGUCCAAAAGAGGACGGCUGUCAGCCUUGCCAGACUGAGGACCCACCGGCUACCCCCAGACAUCUCAUAGCAGCCUGACAAUUCGUGCAAGGGGGUGAAGCGAAACACGUGGGACUAGACCCCUGAGCAGAAAGGAAUCAUUAUUUUUCCCAAAGAGGAAAAGGGCAUCAAAGGGUGGGGAUGGAGGGAGGCACAAACAGUUCAGUCUGAAGUCCCUGUGAACGGGCUCUUGGAAGGCAAUUAAAGACUUCCGCUCAGAGAGGGCCUGGGCUGGGACUUGGGUCCGUGGCUUUCUGAUUGUAAGUGGAAGCCGGUCUUACACACGCUGCUGGCAAAUGUCAGCCGGGGAAAAAAGGAGCAGGUUAAGUGACCGGCAAAAAAACCUUCCAGGUGGACCCAGGAAGCCAGGUUCUGCUGCCAGCUUGGAGGAACCCGGAGCAGGAGGAAACAGUGAAUUUGAACAUGACCUGUUGCGUUUGGCAAGUUCCAGCCACAUGCUGGUAAGGAAGCGAUGCAGGCGUGGACCUUGCAGACUGCAAUUCCUGCCGCUUCUCCUGCUGCUGGGAUGUGUGUUGCUGAUGCUGGCCGUGCUGCACCCUCCCCUGCCUGCCCUGCCCCAGGCUGUCCCAGCUCAGGUCGCCGAGCACAGCCCCGAAGCCGGGUACCGCCUGGACUUUGGGGAAUCCCAGGAGUGGGUGCUGGAGUCCAAGGAUGAAGACCAAGAUUACGGCCCUCUGGAGGGCCUGCCGCCCUUCAUCUCGCUGCGGGAGGAUCAGCUCCUGGUGGCUGUGGCCUCUCCCAGGGCGAGAGGGAACCAGAGCCAGGGCAGGAGAGGUGGCAGCUACCAGCUCAUCAAGCGGCUGAGCAGGAGGCCGGACGAGGACGUCCCAGAGAGGGACUGGGCGGCCGAGGAGGAGGAUGCGGGGGCGUCUGAAGAAGAGGCGCUGACCUCGUUCAGCCUGGAGGAGGCGCUCAGUGCCCGCAUCCCCCUGCAGAGGGCACUGCCGGAGGUACGGCAUCCGCUGUGUCUGCAGCAGCAUCCCGGAGACAGCCUGCCCACAGCCAGUGUCAUCCUCUGUUUCCAUGAUGAAGCCUGGUCCACCCUCCUGAGAACCGUGCAUAGCAUCCUGGACACAGCGCCCAAGACCUACCUGAAGGAGAUCAUCCUGGUGGACGACCUCAGCCAGCAAGGACAGCUCAAGUCGGCUCUCAGCGAGUAUGUGGCCCGGCUGGAGGGCGUGAAGUUGCUGAGGAGCAACAGGAGGCUGGGCACCACCAGGGCCCGGAUGCUGGGGGCCGCCAGGGCCGCCGGGGACGUGCUGGUCUUCAUGGACGCCCACUGCGAGUGCCACCCGGGCUGGCUGGAGCCCCUCCUGGCCAGAAUAGCUGGUGACAGGAGCAGGGUGGUGUCUCCAGUCCUAGACGUGAUUGACUGGAAGACUUUCCAGUAUUACCCCUCCAAGGACCUGCAGCGCGGGGUAUUGGACUGGAAGCUGGAUUUCCACUGGGAGCCUCUGCCGGAGCGAGAGAGGAAGGCCCUCCUGUCCCCCAUCAGCCCCAUCAGUCCAGCGAAGCUUCCAGAUACUGCAGUGGAAAAUAGAAGCACCUUGUCUGGAGCCUCAACCCAGCUCUGUUUUUCCAGGAGCCCUGUGGUGCCUGGCGGGGUCGUGGCCAUGGACAGACAUUACUUCCAAAACACUGGAGCGUAUGACCCUCUCAUGUCACUGAGAGGUGGCGAAAACCUCGAACUGUCUCUCAAGACCUGGCUCUGUAGGGGAUCCGUCGAAAUCCUUCCCUGCUCUCGGGUGGGACACGUCUACCGAAAUCAGGAUGCCCACUCCCCUCUUGACUGGGAGGCCACACUGCGGAACAAGGUUCGCAUUGCUGAGACCUGGUUGGGUGCGUUCAAAGAAACCUUCUACAGGCAUAGCCCAGAGGCCUUCUCCUUGAGCAAGGCUGGGAAGCCGGACUGCACUGAACGCCAGCAGCUGCAAAGGAGGCUGGGCUGUCGGACCUUCCACUGGUUUCUGGCCAAUAUCUAUCCCGAGCUGUACCCAUCCGAACGCAGGCCCAGGUUCUCUGGAAAGCUCCACAACACCGGACUUGGCUUCUGUGCAGACUGCCGGGCAGAAGGGGACGUCCUGGGCUGUGCCAUGAUGCUAGCUCCUUGCAGUGACAGCCAGCAGCAGCAGCACCUGGAUCACAUGGGCAGGAAGGAGAUCCACUAUGGCAGCCCCCAGCAGCUGUGCUUCGAUGUCAGGCAAGAGCAGGUGAUUCUGCAGAACUGCACCGAGGAAGGCCCUGACAUCCAUCGACAGCACUGGGACUAUCAAGAGAAUGGAAUGAUUGUUCACAUUCUUUCUGGGAAAUGCAUAGAAGCUGUGAUGCAGGAAAACAAUAAAAAUUUGUAUUUACGUGAGUGUGAUGGAAAAGCCAGCCAGCUGUGGCGAUUUGACAAUGUCAGCACCGUGGAUGAACAAUGAAUGCCACCAUCAGAAGGAAAAGAUAAAUGUGGCCAUAGAGAUUCAACUCAAGGGAACAACAGGAGCAUGUGCAUAUCAUGAAGGAGACACUUUGUGUUCGUGCAGUGGUGAUAGUAGAAACAAAAACUCCACAAAUGAAUAUGGGAAGUCUUUCCUUCCUGUACCUUACUUCAUUGACCACUGGCUGUU
Messenger RNA from Kogia breviceps (pygmy sperm whale), 2816 nucleotides. Lineage: Eukaryota; Metazoa; Chordata; Mammalia; Artiodactyla; Physeteridae. The record is from RefSeq and is a predicted model, not a curated record.